UGUUGGUUCACGGAGUAUGUCAUGGAGCAUGGUGUUGGUAUAAGGUGGGGAGUCUAUUAAAAGAAUCAGGCUUCAAAGUUACAACUCUUGAUAUGGCUGGUUCUGGAGUCCACCCAAAGCAACUGGAUGAGAUUCAUACCAUUUCAGACUACGCCGAGCCAUUGAUGAAGUUCAUGGCCUCAAUUUUACCAGAAGAGAAGGUAGUUCUGGUUGGUCAUAGUAUGGGUGGGAUUUGCAUAUCAGGUGCCAUGGAAAAGUUUCCACAUAAAAUCUCUGUUGCUGUCUUUGUCACUGCUAUAUUGCCUAGUUUUAACCUAGGCUUAACUGUAAUCUUGGAAGAGUGCUUUCGAAGAGUGGAGGAUCAUAUGGACUUGCAAUACGUGUUUGAUGAUGGGAAAAAUAAGCCUCCCACAAGUAUGCUAUUUGGGCCCAACUUCUUAUCUUCUGAGCUUUAUCAGCUCUCCCCUCCAGAGGACUUGUUGCUGGCAACAACAUUGAUGAGACCUGCGCGUUCAUUUUUUGAUCCGACACUUUCAAGCAAUGUAGUAGUCACUAAAGAGAGAUUUGGGUCAGUUCACAAAGUUUACAUCAUUUGUGAAAAAGAUAGGGUGUUAAAAGAGGACUUCCAAAGGUGGAUGAUUGAGAAAAAUCCAACGGAUGAAGUAAUGUUGAUCUUUGGCUCUGAUCACAUGGUUAUGUUUUCUAAACCUGUAGAACUAUGUUCUUGUCUCAAAUAUAUUUCAGAUAAAUAUUCUUGAUCUCGAAGAUAUUUAGCAAGGAGAAAAAGGAGAAAUUUUAAAGAAUGUUUGUUUCAUACAUGAUAGACUGAAGGCGAUUAUUUGAAGAUUUAAGAAUUUCUACAUGAAAUAUAAAGAUAAAUAAAUAAAGAUUGGAAUUAGUGAA
Molecule: messenger RNA, 903 nt
Organism: Carica papaya (papaya)
Lineage: Eukaryota; Viridiplantae; Streptophyta; Magnoliopsida; Brassicales; Caricaceae
Product: methyl jasmonate esterase 1-like
Biological process (GO): jasmonic acid metabolic process; salicylic acid metabolic process
Molecular function (GO): methyl salicylate esterase activity; methyl jasmonate esterase activity; methyl indole-3-acetate esterase activity
Source: RefSeq, a predicted model, not a curated record